AUGUAUGAAAACCAACUUACCGGAUCUCUUCCAAUCUCGUUAUCUAAUGCUUCAAAGCUACAAUACAUUGAAGCUGACGCGAACAAUUUUUCGGGAAAAUUUUCUGUCAACUUUGGAGGUUUACACCGUUUGGAGGAAUUAUUAAUUAGUAGCAAUAAUUUAGGAAGUGGAGAUGAUGAUGAAAUGAAUUUCCUUCAAUCUCUAGUCAAUUGUAGCAGUUUACGGAGAAUAGAUCUUGCAGAGAAUCAAUUCAAAGUGUAUAAAGGCAUACUCGGUGAAGACAGAUCAAUUGUUGCAAUUAAGGUACUAAAUAUUCAACGUCAAGGAGCUUCCAGGAGCUUCAUCUCUGAGUGUGAAGUCUUGAAAAAUAUUCAUCAUCGAAAUCUUUUGAAGAUCAUUAGUUGUUGCUCAAGUGUGGAUUUUCGUGGAAAUGAUUUUAAGGCUCUAGUUUAUGAGUUCUUGCCAAAUGGGAGUCUAGAAAAUUGGUUGCAUAUGGAUUUGGAAAUAAAUAACGAGUAG
Molecule: messenger RNA, 519 nt
Organism: Quercus robur (English oak)
Lineage: Eukaryota; Viridiplantae; Streptophyta; Magnoliopsida; Fagales; Fagaceae
Product: probable LRR receptor-like serine/threonine-protein kinase At3g47570
Exons: 2
Coding region: 1-519 (172 amino acids)
Biological process (GO): protein phosphorylation
Molecular function (GO): protein kinase activity; ATP binding
Source: RefSeq, a predicted model, not a curated record